This is a messenger RNA of Sinocyclocheilus rhinocerous, 1254 nucleotides long. It is a transcript of the gene glod4, whose product is annotated as glyoxalase domain containing 4. Lineage: Eukaryota; Metazoa; Chordata; Actinopteri; Cypriniformes; Cyprinidae. The coding region runs from base 83 to 979 and encodes 298 amino acids. The transcript is spliced from 9 exons. The record is from RefSeq and is a predicted model, not a curated record.
AGCAGAGCAGUCGAUCGCAAGGUGUGUGUAUUGACACAGAGUGUGUGAUCAGCGCGUUUACAGUAGGAGACUUUCAAAAGUGAUGGCACUAAGAAGAGCACUGCAUUUUGUUUUUAAAGUAGGAGACAGGACCAAAACAGCCACUUUUUACAGGGAUGUCUUAGGAAUGAAGAUUCUGCGGCAUGAAGAAUUUGAGGAGGGCUGCAAAGCGACCUGCAAUGGUCCAUAUGAUGGAAAAUGGAGUAAAACCAUGGUAGGCUUUGGACCAGAAGAUGACCACUUUGUUGCAGAGUUGACCUAUAAUUAUGGAGUGGGUGAAUAUCGCCUUGGCAAUGACUUUCUGGGUCUCACUCUGCAGUCCAGUCAGGCUGUGAGUAAUGCUAAGAGGUUAAACUGGCCUCUAACACAAGUCGAAGAGUCUCUCUACAUGACUGAAGCUCCGGGAGGAUACCGCUUUUACCUUAUAGACAAGGAACUGCCCAACUGUGAUCCUGUCCAGAAAGUCUCUCUGGCAGUGUCUGAUCUGCAGCGUUCUGUUCAUUAUUGGUCUGCUCUGCUGGGAAUGAAGGUUAUUGAGAAAAAUGAGGACAAAAAGAUUGCCUUAAUGGGAUUCUCAGAUAAUCAGUGUAAGCUGGAGUUACAGGACAUUGGAGGCGCUGUGGAUCAUGGAACUGCUUUUGGAAGGAUCGCAUUCGCUUGCCCUCGGGAUCAGUUACCAGACAUUGAAGCGCUAAUGAAAAAAGAAAAGCAGAAAAUCCUAACCCCUCUUGUGAGGCUGGACACACCUGGAAAAGCCACGGUGGAAGUCGUCAUUCUUGCAGAUCCUGAUGGCCAUGAGAUCUGCUUUGUGGGCGAUGAGGCAUUCAGGCAGCUUUCUGCUGUGGACCCAAAGGGGAAUGAUUUACUGGAUGAGGCCAUGGCUGCAGAUAAGAGUGACGAGUGGUUUGUCAAACACAACAAGCAGAAGGCUUCAGCAUAAACACUGUCUGGCUUUAUUGAAACUGCUUGAAAAGAUCCAGGAUGUUCAGUCAACCAGAUUUUUGUAAUUAUACAUUUCAGUGGUUCGGAAAUGAUGAUCGUUUUAUUUCAUGAAAAUAACAUUGACUUUAUCAAGUAUUCCUAAAAAAAACGGCAUCUCUCUACUUUUGGACAUGGUGAAAAAUAUGCAUAUUUGUGUAAUUAUAAAAAGUAAAUCUUCAUGAUUAUGUUGUUAUUCUCUUGAAAGUGUAAAUACAGUGGUGUGAAAAAGUGUUG